This is a messenger RNA of Sceloporus undulatus (fence lizard), 2938 nucleotides long. RefSeq names its product coiled-coil domain containing 68 (gene CCDC68). The record is from RefSeq and is a predicted model, not a curated record. NCBI's taxonomy places the organism in Eukaryota, Metazoa, Chordata, Lepidosauria, Squamata, Phrynosomatidae. Gene Ontology annotation, biological process: intracellular signal transduction. Gene Ontology annotation, cellular component: intracellular anatomical structure.
UUUGGGGAAGGAGCAGGGCAAGGCGCAGCAGAGGGAGGCAGACGCGCGUUCGAACCGGGCCAUCUUGGCACAUGAAUUGGAAAUCUUGUCCUCGGGAUAACUACAAUCAAGUGUGCUCAAAACAGUCUUUUGGGAAAGGGCAGUACCUCGUUCAGCAUGAGCUGUGAAAAGACAAAUCACCCUCCAAUCCGGAUAAUGACUACCACAUUAGUGGUAACACAACACAUCAUGAAACAGGACAGGGGGACUGAGAGAGAUUACUUCUUGAAUGGACCAACCAUAUCUGAGAUUACUGAAGAAACUGAAUAUAUAAAACAGAUUAGAUCCACUCUUGCAAAGGUUCAGCCUCUUCUGUAUAAAAAUGAGUUUAGCCAUGGGGUUGCAAAUGGCAUGCUGGAUUCAAAGCCACAUUUCCAAGAACCUGGACUGGGACCUGAUGAAAAGUCCCUGUCCAUGAGCUACAACGAGACAGUGGAAAAGAUGAAACAAGCAGAAGAAGAACUGACACGGGUGAACAAAGAAAAUGAACAGUUAAAGAUCAAGCUGGAAGCUUCGAGGAUUGCUGGUGCAGAGUCGGUGAAACAUGGAGCCCAGAAACUCCAAGAAGAUUAAGGAAGCGCUCUGAGGAUCUCAAGCAAGAGGCAAGAAGGAACUAUGAACAAAAUGGCAGCCUGGCAGUUAAACAAGAAACAAAAAUUAAAACAAAGCACAGACAAUCUUAGCCAGCUGAAUGUUCAGCCAGAAAAGCACAGCCAGAUUGAAGAACUGGAGAAACGAGUACAAAGGGGAAGAGAAGAGAAGAAAACCUUGAAUGAAAAGAAAAAGGUUUUAAAAGAGAAACUUCACCAGAUGAUGUCAAAUGCUGAAAAUACCAAAAGCUGUGUCGAACUUCAGACAGAGAUCUCCACACUUCAGGAACAAAUUAGCCACUUGGACAGUGUGAUUCAUUCCCAGCAUCAAAACUUACAUAGUGUGAUUCAACAGAUUGAAGAACUGAAUGAUGAAUUAACACUCCAAGAUGAAAGAAUAGAAAGUCUGAAAGAAAAGAUUGAGAUGCUCCAAGCAAAGAACAAAGAACUGAAGUACAAGGUGGAAUUCUACUCUGGCCAGUCUAAACCAAAAGUCUCCAAAGCUGUUUCAGUAAAGAUGGAUGGAGGUUUGCCAUACGCUAUGAUAAACAGACUACGCAGGUGAAGGAUCCCUAAGAAGCUUAGACCUUUCCCAACAUCAGUUGCAAAGAUCCCAUCUUUAUUACCUUCCAUUCAAGGAUAACUCUUCUGUGCAAUUUUGUUUGAAAUAUGUUGAACAGGGAACUCUCUCAACACAUAACAUGUUUGGGCUUCUGGGCUCACUGGAACAAAGAUAGAAUCCCAGGCUUUUCAACCAAUAGAACAAACGGUCAGAGAAGGAGAAGGAGAGAUACUUUUCUUUUAAUUUAUUUAUAAAAACUCUACUGUAGAGUGGUGGAUAUUCUUAUCAGUGACAAAGAUGUACUGCCAUCAACAGUGAUUCUCCUACACUGAACAGAUUUCAGCAGACCGGUUCUGUGUGCUAUGUACAGCACAUUUAUCUACACAGAAGAACAUAUGGAGUAUUAAUGAGGCUGAAUCUGAGCCCAGAAAGUUACGUCAGAUACAUUAUGCAAAAAAAGAGAAUAAAGCUGAAAUGGAUGGAUCCACCCACAACAAACAUAAGCCAGGUUCUGCAGUGGCAAAUUGCCCCAAAUUGUCUAUUUCUGGAAUGCCUGGUUUUGAGAGAUGGCUUGGAUGAUAUACUUGCCUGUGGCAUUGGUGUCAUUUCCCUCUUUUCAGAGAAUCCUGAGAACUGCAUGGUGCAAGAUGAGAAUGAGGCAUAUCCUAUUGCCACUAUGUUUUCUGCUACUAAGUUGACAUAAGUGGCUGACCAGUUCCCUGUGUGGUAUAAGUGUGGCAUACUGACAAUGGGAGGAUGGCAGCAAACGCUGUCCUGUGAUGUUGUGGGCUGGUCAGAAGCAAUCACAGCAGUUUGUUCUGAUAACAGAGCUGUGUUUCUCUGCUCUCCCUCUGGUACCACUUUCUACCACCCCCAAAGUCCUUUAUGACACCAUUAUGCAGUGUAAGACACCAAAAGGUUUCCAGUUCAGAGAGUUGUCCAAAAAAGGAACACUUUCAAGCUCAAGUGGAGAUAUACCUUUCUUCUAUGAGCACAUUUUGUGUUGAAAGCACAGCAGAUUCAAUCUAGAUUUAGUUAAAUAUUCCUACUUCUCACUGAGGUUAAGCAGUUGAACUAAUCACAUAUUUAAUUCUCCCACUGUACCAUAGAAAAGUGCUGCAGAGUGGAAACUUAAGGGUACUUACUAGGGAGUAAGUUUCAUUGAACUCAGUGGGAGUUUGCUGCUGAGUAAACAUGAAUUGGAUCAGGCUGCAGAUUUGGCUGGAAUUAGCUUCAGGAUACAAUGUUAAUGCUCAGUCAGUGUUAACACUAAAUGAAGAAUAAGGUUCAUGCUUAUUUAUUGACCUACUAUACAUAUUUUUAUACCUUAAGUUAUGUAUUCUCAAGGCGUAUAUAGAAAAAGGAAUUAAACAGUUAAAAUGAAAAUGCAAAAAAAAAAUUAAAAGUAAAAUAAGAACCACAAAACUAUCAAAGAGCAUAUAACAGCCAGUAGGAUUAAAGUUGUAUCUAAAGAACUACCUAGUGCAGAAAGGAUAAUAAAGGAGGCUUAACUAUUCAGCUGCAUUUGACAAGACUUAAAUGAUUCUGCAGUCUGGCAGGAUCACCUGGAUUUGUUUAUUUUAGAGCAAAAAUCUGGGCCAUAACAAACUGGUGAAUUAAGACUAUGAAAAACUCGGUAAUGAAUAUGCUAACAGGUGUCCAUGGAUACUUCACUGCCUCUCAGCUACAGUUUCUUUGUUGCAGUGUGAGAAGCUCUUUCACACUACAGAAUUAUAAUUCCAUUUUA